Molecule: messenger RNA, 1280 nt
Organism: Pocillopora verrucosa
Lineage: Eukaryota; Metazoa; Cnidaria; Anthozoa; Scleractinia; Pocilloporidae
Product: transmembrane protein 65
Cellular component (GO): mitochondrion
Source: RefSeq, a predicted model, not a curated record
AUUUUUUGAAAAUCAACACUAUGUAUCGUAGUCGGCUUAGAAUAGUGAAUAUUUAUUGUGUUUUACAUUGUUUUAAGCGGCAAUCGUCGAUUGUACCACGACGGUGUAUAUACAGGGGUAAAGGCGGUGGUAUAAGCGUGUUUACGACACCUCAAAGCGCGGAUGUUUUUGUGGCUAGUUUGCACGAGGAAGAACGCCUACUUCUUCGUGAAGCUCUAAGAAUACAUGAUCAAGCUGAUGAAGACACAGGAAAGGAAAACUCAAAUCCUCCCUCAGUUAAACAAUUAAGAUUAGUUGCAUUUCAUAAUGCCAUUCCAUUUAUUGGAUUUGGGUUCUUGGAUAAUGCCAUUAUGAUAAUUGCUGGAGAAUACAUAGAUUUAACAAUUGGACUGACCCUAGGGAUUUCAACAAUGGCAGCUGCAGCCCUUGGUAAUAUUGUGUCUGAUGUCUCUGGAAUAGGUUUAGCUCACUAUGUUGAGGCAGCAACAAACAGACUUGGCUUUGAGAGCCCUAACCUUAGUUCAAAACAAACAGAGAUGCCAAGGACAAGAUUUGUAACAAACUUGGGAAGAGCCUUGGGUAUUGUUGUAGGAUGUUUUGUAGGGAUGUUUCCAUUACUCUUUUACAACAGCAAAGAAGACCAUGAAGAAAAGUCAACACACAAUGAAAUUAAACAAUAAAGUAGUUAAAAAUAUAACUAUAUUAUAGAAAUCGCUUAAUGACAAAAUUAACCUGGCGUAAGGAUGCCUGGUUUGAUGUAGUAUGAAUGCUGUUGGCACUUUUCAUGAGCCUUUUUCAUGGUGAUCUCUCACACAUGUUGUUUGUCUUCUUGCCAAGCACCUGCUACAGAGGCAAUGACAAAUGUAUAAUUGUCAUUAGUUUCAAAUGGGUUUCCUUUUAUCGCUGUAGAUAUACAUGGUAGACUCAUCAUUGUGAAUCCUCAAUUCACAAUCAGAAAUUCUUUUAAAAAAUUAGUCAUUUACAGCCUUGCAAAUUGUCAGGUUGUAGAAAAUAUGAGUUUUACUCUCGCACAGAACUCUUCACAUUAUUUUGGACAGUUUAUGAAAAUAUUGUAUUUUUGCAAACAUUAGUUGCUAAUUACCUCUCUCAUAUUUUGGGUAAUGGCCAGUCGCAUUUCUUAGGGAUACUGAGGUUUUAUUGUUGUUUAGAACUUUUUCAUCACUCAGAGGUCUGUGAAUUUAUCUGUUGAGCAAUAUAAUUUAUAGUUGGGUUUCUUGCUCAAAGCUACAUAAAGUUAACAUAUAUAUUUAAAUUAUUUU